Arvicanthis niloticus (Nile rat) is the source of this 2087-nucleotide messenger RNA. RefSeq names its product solute carrier family 3 member 1 (gene Slc3a1). The record is from RefSeq and is a predicted model, not a curated record. NCBI's taxonomy places the organism in Eukaryota, Metazoa, Chordata, Mammalia, Rodentia, Muridae. Gene Ontology annotation, biological process: carbohydrate metabolic process; amino acid transport.
CUGCACAGGGUACACAUGGAUGAGAACAAAGGCAAGAGAGACUCCAUCCAUAUGAGUUUGAAGGGAUGCCGGACGAAUAACGGGUUUGUCCAAAAUGAAGACAUCCCAGAGCAGGACCAAGACCCAGGCUCUAGGGCCACCCCACAGGCCGUGAAUAUCCCUGCUCCAGAGGAGCCUCAACUAAAGGCGGUGCGGCCCUAUGCGGGGAUGCCCAAGGAGGUUCUGUUCGAGUUCUCCAGCCAGGCUCGCUACCGGGUGCCCCGGGAGAUCCUCUUCUGGCUCACCGUGGUUUCCGUGUUCCUGCUCAUUGGAGCCACCAUAGCCAUCAUCAUCAUCUCUCCAAAAUGCCUUGACUGGUGGCAGGCAGGUCCCAUGUACCAGAUCUACCCGAGGUCUUUUAAGGACAGUGACCAGGAUGGGAAUGGAGACCUGAAAGGUAUCCAAGAGAAGCUGGACUAUAUCACUGCUUUAAACAUAAAGACUGUUUGGAUCACUUCCUUUUAUAAAUCGUCUUUGAAAGACUUCAGAUAUGCUAUUGAGGAUUUCAAAGAAAUCGACCCUAUAUUUGGAACAAUGAAAGAUUUUGAGAAUUUGGUUGCUGCCAUCCAUGACAAAGGUUUAAAAUUAAUAAUUGAUUUCAUACCAAACCACACCAGUGACAAACAUCCUUGGUUCCAAUCGAGUAGGACACGGAGCGGGAAAUACACCGAUUAUUACAUCUGGCACAACUGUACCCAUGACAACGGUGUAACCACCCCUCCCAACAACUGGCUGAGCGUAUAUGGAAACUCCAGCUGGCACUUUGAUGAAGUACGAAAGCAAUGUUAUUUUCACCAGUUUUUGAAAGAGCAACCAGAUUUAAAUUUCCGAAAUCCUGCUGUUCAAGAGGAAAUAAAGGAAAUAAUAAAGUUCUGGCUCUCAAAGGGCGUUGACGGGUUUAGUUUCGAUGGAGUUAAAUUUCUUCUGGAAGCAAAGGAUCUGAGAAAUGAAAUUCAAGUAAAUACAUCCCAAAUUCCGGACACAGUGACCCACUACUCAGAGCUGUACCACGACUUUACCACUACUCAGGUGGGAAUGCAUGAUAUUGUCCGGGACUUCCGGCAGACCAUGAACCAGUACAGCAGGGAGCCUGGCAGAUACCGGUUUCUGGGGACCGAGGCCUCAGCAGACAGCAUCGAGAGGACCAUGCUGUACUAUGGCUUGCCGUUUAUCCAGGAAGCCGACUUUCCGUUCAACAAGUACCUCACCACACUGAACACUCUCUCUGGGCAUACUGUAUAUCAGGUUAUCACAUCCUGGAUGGAAAACAUGCCCGAAGGAAAAUGGCCCAACUGGAUGACUGGCGGACCAGAGACUCCUCGGCUGACUUCUCGAGUAGGGAAGGAGUAUGUCAAUGUCAUGAACAUGCUUCUGCUCACACUCCCAGGAACACCCAUAACUUACUAUGGAGAAGAAAUAGGGAUGGGAGAUACUUCUGUUACAAAUUUCAAUGAAAGCUAUGAUAUUAAUGCCCUUCUCUCCAAGUCACCAAUGCAGUGGGACAAUAGUUCAAAUGCUGGGUUUACUGAAGCCAACCACACCUGGCUACCCACAAACUCUGACUACCAUACUGUCAAUGUGGAUGUUCAAAAGAGCCAGCCGAGCUCGGCCCUGAGGCUGUAUCAGGAUUUGAGUCAACUGCACGCCAGAGAGCUGCUUCUCAGCAGGGGCUGGUUUUGCCUGCUGAGGGACGACAGUCACUCUGUUGUGUACACACGAGAGCUGGAUGGCAUAGAUAAAGUCUUCCUUGUGGUUCUGAAUUUUGGAGAAUUAUCAACUGUGCUAAAUCUACGUGAAAUCAUUUCAGAUCUUCCUACAAAACUGAGAGUACGAUUAAGUACCAACUCAGCCUCCAAAGGCAGUGAUGUUGAUACACACGCCGUCUCCCUGGAGAAGGGAGAGGGGCUCAUCUUGGAGCAUAGCAUGAAGACGCUCCUCCAUCACCAGGAAGCUUUCAGGGACAAAUGUUUUGUUUCCAGUCGUGCAUGCUACUCCAGUGUACUGGACAUUCUGUAUAGCUUGUGUUAGCAGCUCCCUAAGGGAUGGCC